GACGUAUCCAUAUGGUAUGUGGUUCGCUACUUAUCACAAUGGAUUUGCUAUUUCUCAAACAACAUCAUCUCAAAUUACAUUUUCAAAUGGAGACAAUGAUAGCACUGCUUCAUAUUACACUGCACCAACAAAUAUCGGAUCAGUGGUAUUUUCGGCCACAGUUUUUGAUGAAAAUGUUUCAAUGGAUGUUACCGAUUUGAAAGAUAUGUCAGUUUUAGUUACUUUAUUUAAAGAUUCUCUGGAUAAUGACGAAACAUCAGAUAAUUUUAUUGAUAUUCCGUUAGUUCAAGGGAUGGGAUUAAUCUCGGGCACUUAUAAUGGGAACUUAAUAACAAGAUUAAAGUCAUCAAUUGGCUUUUCUACAUUAGUAUUGGAGAGUUCAACAAGUUUAAAUUCAGAUACACUUAAAUACAAGGCUAGUUUAUUUGAUGGUGUUGAUUGGUUAAUUUAUGUUACAUUUCCUGAAUCGAGUUUAGAUUCAAUGGAUGAAUAUUCGUUGCAAGUUGAAAACAAUUAUGUUAUCGAGGGUAAUUUGGCUAUUGAUGGGCUACUCAUUCAAGUUGCAGUUUCGCCGGAUGAUUCUAGCUUAGAAACAUACUAUGAUCAGGCAGCAGGUAUAUAUACUACCAGCGCUUAUAUCACUGGAUCAGCUAGUUGUAAUUCUGCAACUUAUGCGAUAAACUAUGUUACUGAGGGAUCUAGCAUUUCUGGAAGCACUAUGGUUUUUGCGUUACCACAUCAUUUAGUUUCUUUAUCAGGCUCAACAUCCCAAUUUGCUACUGGUAUUUCAUUGGAUUCAACCACUAAAGGAAAGAUGUAUGGAUUCUUAAGCAAUUCAUUGAUAAUGAAUGAGGAUAUCACAGACGUUAAAAGAAUUAAUUUCUUGCCAAUUAACUCAACUAGUAAGGGAGAAAUUGAAUACACUGAAAAGCAACUUCAAUUAUUAGGAGAAGUGAUUAAUGAAGAAUUGUCAGUUGAUAUUUCUGGAGCGCUUAACGGAUUGAACACAUACUACAUUGGGAAAAUCAUUGAUAAGUAUGCAUAUAUCUUAUUGGUUAUUGAAAGUAUCGUUCAAGAUCAAGAGAUGAGUGAGUCUACAUUAAUCAGAAUGAAAGAAACAUUUGAUAUCAUAUUAAAAAAUGAACAAUUAUAUGCAUUAAUUUAUGAUACUAAAUUUGGUGGGAUUACAUCAUCAGGAGCAUUGGACAAUUAUGCAGACUCAACAGGAUUUGAUUUUGGAGCAUCAUUUUAUAAUGAUCACCAUUUUCAUUAUGGAUAUAUUAUUCAUGCUGCAGCUAUAAUUGGAUUUGUUGAUUACAAAGUUUAUGGAGAAAACAGUACAUGGGUAUCAGACAACAAAGACUACAUCAACUCGUUAAUCAGAGAUGUUUCUAAUUCUAAUAGGGACGACGAAUAUUUCCCAUUUUCCAGGAGUUUUGACUGGUUUCAAGGACAUUCUUGGGCAUCUGGAUUAUAUAGUUCAGGGUCAGGUAAGAACGAAGAAAGUACAUCAGAGGAUUACCAUUACUAUUAUGGAAUGAAAUUAUGGGGAAAAGUAACCGGAGAUGGGUCGUUAGAAAACAGAGGAAAUUUGAUAUUGUCAAUAAUGAGCAAAAGUAUUAAUUUAUAUUUUCUUUAUUCAUCUGAAAAUACAGUUCAGCCAUCGAAGAUUAUUGAAAAUAAAGUUGCAGGUAUCUUGUUUGAUCAAAAAAUUGAUUACACAACAUAUUUUGGUACUAAUACUGAGUAUAUUCAUGGAAUUCAUAUGUUGCCUAUCACACCAAUUUCCAGUAUAAUACGUAAAGAAAAUUUUGUUGGGGAAGAAUGGGAUAGCAAACUAGGCGGGAUCAUCGACAGUGUUGAAAGUGGGUGGACAGGUAUAUUAAGAUUGAAUCAAGCAUUGGUUAAUCCUCAAGAGAGUUACGAAUUCUUUUCACAAGAGGGAUUUGAUAGUGCAAAAUAUUUGGAUAAUGGACAGAGUAGAACAUGGGCAUUGGCGUUCAGUGGGGCAUUGGCCAAUCUUUGAUUUUCCAGCACUGAGUUUGCAUAUUUUUUUAUUUUAUUUUUUAUUUUUUAU
This is a messenger RNA of Ascoidea rubescens DSM 1968, 2077 nucleotides long. RefSeq names its product endo-1,3(4)-beta-glucanase (gene DSE4). Lineage: Eukaryota; Fungi; Ascomycota; Saccharomycetes; Ascoideales; Ascoideaceae. Gene Ontology annotation, molecular function: endo-1,3(4)-beta-glucanase activity; glucan endo-1,3-beta-D-glucosidase activity. The record is from RefSeq and is a predicted model, not a curated record. The transcript has a single exon. Gene Ontology annotation, cellular component: cell surface. The coding region runs from base 17 to 2026 and encodes 669 amino acids.